GUCGCCUCGAGUCGACGUAGGGAGGUACGGUACCGAUGUUUUGGACAGGCAGGACUUGAGGGGCUGGGUUUCGGGAACACUGAGUGGUGGUGUUCAGAAUGUUUCAGAAUGUGUCCGAUUUUGCUUUAUAAAGGACAGAUAUGAUAUGUUGGUUCAUGUUUUUCGCACCUUUACUUGGAAGGAUUGAGCCCACCGACUCAUAAUGACUCAAUAUAUAGUUUCUUAAGUGAGUGAACCAUGUUGAAACUACCAACCAGAAUAUUACUUCACUUGAAGAGGUGGCGGCUGCCACGGGGUGUUGAUUUGAAGCGUGGCUUUGAGUUGGAUUUCCGUGGCAAGCGAUGGGGUGUUCAACGAUAUGAGGACCUCUCUCCUGGGCUCUUCAUGUCUUUUCGGCACCAAUCUAUCUAUCUGCACGCACGGCAAGUCUGCGAUCGUGCACAGCUUCAGAGAACGGUGGACCGAACAGCCGGGGCGCGCGGGGACCGAAAAGCCGAGGAGAUGGCUGCCUUCAAAGACCUCGUCGAAGCGCGACUCACCUUCGUUCGUACGGCGCCAUCGCCAGGUGAGCGAGGGAAGCCGAUGGAAAAGGCUUCUCCGCAAGGCACUGAAGGCACGUCCAAAGAUGACGUGACGGCGGAUGUCUUGAAGCCACCGUCCUUCGCCCAGGGCGGAUAUUUGCUUGACGCUUCGGGCAGCGGUUGGUGCGCAACCCCGGGCGGUGGGCGGUGGGCAGUGGUGACCGUUGGUACGAACGAACACCGUGACGGAAACCUGUUCCCGGAUGCGAAGAAAACACCACGGUCACCACUUUGAACAUACACCCUGGAAGACGAUCCCAUGGACCCUGAAAACCACUGGUUGGUAGAGGAAAACCAUCUUCCAGGGGGCCAGGACAUCAGGGUCUAUGUUAGUUUUCGUUGAACAUGUCUUAACAGUUUUCAUAUUAUGUGGCUGGUUUCGUCAUGGCACCUCCAGAAACCAAACCAUGGUAGGUUGACAUCCCUUGUAAUUAUUGGAGCAAUCUGUUCAUUUCCGGUGUUCAUAUUUUGACAUUGGGUCUGUUGCAGUAAACCUGUAGCAAUCAGUACAGUAAACAAGAACAUCACUUAACUAUAUAUAGAUUUUAGAGAAAGGCCUGCAGCCUGACCAUCAUCCACUGGACCCUGGUAAUAGGAUAGGCCCAAUCUUAACAGAUCAGUAUCGAACGAUGAUCAAAGUAAAGGAGGGUGUUUUGUUAUGUGUAAUCUAGUUGUUUAAACUGCAAGCGUUUGGUUUUUGGAUGAUCGGGUCACUGAAGCUUGCAAAAUCUCAUGAAUGUGUCGCGGGGACUUGGUCAACUUGAUGCAUAGCUGCAUAGAGUUAUAGUGAAUAGGCGCAAUGCGUGCCAUUCACACUCACGCGGGCUACUGCUGGAAUAUGGACGCUUUGGUUUGCCAUUUGAAAAACGAAGAGCAUCAGGGCGUCAAGGUGUCGUUUCAUGCCUUCUUCGCCUUUGACCCCCAAAUCGCCGGGCUCGUGCUCUUCGUCCACCGCACCAAGCGUUGGCCUUCUCGCCCUCACUGUUGGCUCAGCUUCAAAGGGGUUGGGGGAAGCUUCCCCCCAAAACGGACCCAACGGACCCAAC
Molecule: messenger RNA, 1627 nt
Organism: Durusdinium trenchii
Lineage: Eukaryota; Dinophyceae; Suessiales; Symbiodiniaceae
Source: the annotation of a GenBank genome assembly